Messenger RNA from Emiliania huxleyi CCMP1516, 1983 nucleotides. RefSeq lists its product as hypothetical. NCBI's taxonomy places the organism in Eukaryota, Haptophyta, Isochrysidales, Noelaerhabdaceae. The transcript has 9 exons. Bases 37 to 1743 code for a protein of 568 amino acids. The record is from RefSeq and is a predicted model, not a curated record. Gene Ontology annotation, biological process: 'de novo' IMP biosynthetic process. Gene Ontology annotation, molecular function: phosphoribosylaminoimidazole carboxylase activity; ATP binding; metal ion binding.
CUCCGUCGCGCCCGCAGCCUCCGCCUACCGUUGACGAUGUGCUCUGCCGCCUCUGAGCCCUCUCUCCCGCCCACCUCCGUCCGCGUGGGCGUGGUGGGCGGCGGCCAGCUCGGCCAGAUGAUGGCGCUCGCCGCCCACCGCCUCGGCGUCAAGCUCACCUGCCUCGACCCGGGAGGGCUCGCGUCGCCGACCGGCAAGGUGUGCGGCGCGGCGGUGACGGGUGGGCUGGCGGACGGCGCGGCGAUCCGCAAGCUCGCCGCCGAGGUCGACGUGCUCACCGUCGAGAUCGAGCACAUCGACACCGCCUCCCUUGCCGCCAUCGAGGCCGAGGGCAAGGUUGCGGUGCACCCGUCGCCGCGCACGCUCGCCACGAUCCAGGACAAGCUGCUGCAGAAGCGGCACCUCUCCACCGUCGACGGCGUCAGCCUGGGCGACUUCUGCGACGUCCCGGACGCCGCCGCCCUCCUCGCUGCCGGCGAGACGUGGGGCUACCCUCUCAUGCUCAAGGCGCGGACCCUGGCCUACGACGGCCGCGGCAACGCCGUCGUCCGCUCGGCUGCCGAGGCCGAGUCUGCCUUUUCCUCACUCUCCCGCGGCGGUGCGGUGCCGCUGUAUGCAGAGCGGUGGGCGGAGUUCGUCUCAGAGCUGGCGGUAAUGGUUGCGCGCGCACGCGACGGCACCGUCGUCACCUACCCACUCACCGUCACCGAGCAGCGCGACUCGAUGUGCCACACCGUCGUCGCCCCCGCGCCGGUGGCCGCCAGCGUCAGCGAGCAGGCGCUCGCCGUCGCGCGCAAGGCGAUCAGCUCCCUGUGGGGCGCCGGCAUCUUCGGCGUGGAGUUGUUCCACAUGAAGGACGGCUCCGUCUUGCUCAACGAGAUCGCUCCUCGCCCUCACAACUCCGGCCACUACACCAUGGACGCGUGCGUCACCGAGCAGCACGAGAUGCAUUUGCGCUGCGUCGCCGGCUUGCCGCUCGGGGACACUUCCAUGAAGGUUGUCGCCGCCGCGAUGUACAAUGUCAUCGGCUCCGCCGACGGCAAGCUCUCCACCACCCUCGCCGCCGUCGACGCUGCGCUCGCCAUGCCGUGCGCUGCUCUGCACUGGUACGGCAAGGCGCCUCCCAAGCCGCGCCGCAAGAUGGCGCACGUCAACCUCGUCGGAGGGUCGCGCCACGAGGUCGCGAUCGCCUUGCGGAAGCUCGAGGCGAUCGCCGACGCCGCCAACGGCGCUCCGGUGGUCAGCAUUAUAAUGGGGUCCGAUUCGGACCUGCCGUGCAUGAAGGCCGCCGCGGAGGUGCUCGAGCAGUUCGGCGUCGCCUACGAGAUUACCAUCGUCUCGGCCCACCGCACGCCGUCGCGCAUGUACGAGUUUGCGCGCGAGGCGGACGCGCGCGGCGUGCGCGUCAUCAUCGCCGGCGCGGGCGGCGCGGCUCACUUGCCAGGCAUGGUCGCCGCGCUGACCCCGCUGCCCGUCAUCGGCGUGCCCGUCAAGUCGUCGGCGCUGUCCGGCAACGACUCGCUCCUCUCGAUCGUGCAGAUGCCGCGCGGCGUGCCGGUUGCGACCGUCGCGAUCCACAACGCCGCCAACGCCGGCCUCCUCGCCGUCCGGACGCUCGGCGCGGCCGACCCGACGCUGCGCCGCAAGAUGGCGGCCUACAUGGAGUCGCAGGAGGCGGAGGUGCUCUGCAAGGCAGACAAGCUCGAGAAGGGCGGCUUCCGCGCCUACCUCGAUGGCGCGUAGGGGCGCGGCGGGCCGCGGGCGGCAGCGGCGGACGGGAGGUAGCUACAUCGGCACCGCCCCCGGUCGUUGUUGCGCGCGGCAGCUGGCGCCCGGCGGUUGGGAUAUGGGGGCAGGCAGCUGGGGCGGCCCGGACAAAGCGAUGCGCGCGCGCGGCGGGCGUCUAGAUCUCUACCGUCUUGCCGCGGGGGGGUGCGCUCUCUCUACUCUUAAGAGUUCGCCAAUUACGGCUUAGUUUAUCAC